Molecule: messenger RNA, 429 nt
Organism: Saccharomyces eubayanus
Lineage: Eukaryota; Fungi; Ascomycota; Saccharomycetes; Saccharomycetales; Saccharomycetaceae
Gene: RPC19
Product: DNA-directed RNA polymerase core subunit RPC19
Exons: 1
Coding region: 1-429 (142 amino acids)
Biological process (GO): DNA-templated transcription
Cellular component (GO): RNA polymerase III complex; RNA polymerase I complex
Molecular function (GO): DNA-directed RNA polymerase activity; protein dimerization activity; DNA binding
Source: RefSeq, a predicted model, not a curated record
AUGACUGAAGAUAUCGAAAACAAGAAGACUGCCCUAGAGGAAACAACACAGGAGCCAAAACCUGCCCAGGAAGAGGAGGAUCAGGAUGUCGAGAUGACUGGCGAUGAAGAGCAAGAGGACGAACCAGACAGAGAAAAGAUCAAGCUUUUAACACAGGCCACGUCUGAAGACGGCACCAGCGCCUCUUUCCAGAUUGUUGAAGAAGACCACACACUGGGCAACGCUCUGCGUUACAUCAUAAUGAAGAACCCAGACGUAGAGUUCUGCGGUUAUUCGAUACCUCAUCCUUCUGAAAACCUGUUAAACGUCAGAAUUCAGACCUACGGUGAAACUACCGCUGUGGAGGCCUUACAGAAGGGAUUGAAGGACUUGAUGGAUCUGUGCGACGUCGUGGAAUCUAAAUUCACCGAAAAAAUCAAGAGCAUGUAG